UGAACGUCGUAUGCGAUGCCCUCUUCCAAUCCCUAGACCCAGACCGAUAUUAUUCUCCCUAUUACAGCCUUCAACAUGAACCAGAUAAUUCUCCGAGAGAAGACCUACGAGUUUCGUCGAUUCCGGAUUCCUGUGUCGGUCAAACGAGUCUGGUUUUACCUCAACGCUCCCGAAUCUCGUAUUGUCGUCAUCUGUGAAAUUGAUCCAGCACGAACGAGAAUGCCUGGAGAUAGCCCGCUUCCGGAAGAUGGUGUUGGAAAUAGGGAAUUCAACAUGUUUCAGAAGGAUUGGAACGGUCUCGAUUACGCUUACAGAGUCAAGGGUGUGUGGGCGCUGAACCAGCCACUGACACUUCAAACGUUGAAGCAGAGGUUCGGGAUGAAAGGGCCCCCCCGAGCGUUGAUGUACGUGCCGAAAAUAAUACUCGAAGCAAUCACUUCGGUGGAUCAGCAAUGCAUAUGGACAACUGAGGAACAGAAACCGGAACCGACAGCCAUCGAUAUAGUUUCUGCUCCUCAGAAGAUGAAAAGCAUGAAACGCAAGCUCACUGAGGAGGAUAUAAGCGAGGUUGAGCCGCAAAAGAUCAAACGUCGAAGAAGCCUUCGUUUGUCAAGUAGAUGUUCUCUUUUGAAGACAUCGUCUUGCGAUGCAAUGGACGUUGAUUGAAAAUCGUUCAAAACAGUCAUACGGCUCAGCGCAUUAUCUCAGUCCAAAUUUUGGAGCUCAUCCAAAUCCGAGACGAGUUUCCCCGCGGCAUAUGAUGGUCAUCGAACCGCCAUGUAUGGUGUGGGACGGAGGAAACUUCGAGAUACACGGCGCGCCAUCAGGAUUUGCUGGUGCGAGGUGGAUUUGAUAACUUCAUGAAGAGAAGAAUUUGAAUUUACCAAAGAGUGUACUUAAGUAGUGAAUGAGGAUAACGAAGUGAAUCAUCGUACUAUCGGAAAUGCCG
Molecule: messenger RNA, 949 nt
Organism: Marasmius oreades (fairy-ring Marasmius)
Lineage: Eukaryota; Fungi; Basidiomycota; Agaricomycetes; Agaricales; Marasmiaceae
Exons: 2
Coding region: 76-666 (196 amino acids)
Source: RefSeq, a predicted model, not a curated record